CCACCUGACUUGUAUGCAUUCUCAUUGGAAUCUCAGACAGACAACUACUAUAAAAAACUCUUUAUCACUUCUUCUUCACCCUCUUUGUCUUUUACCUUCUCCGCCUCCCUCCGAUCCCUCUUUCUCUCUCUCCUUAGGACUCAUGGCUUCCAUGGCUGCUGGCUCUAUUUCCCUGAAUGCUCGUCCUCGCCAAAUGGCAACAGCUGUUAAAGGUUUUAGCCAGGGAAGCAGAAGCAAUCUUUCUUUUACCCUUCGCCCCCUUCCUACCCGCUUGAGCGUUUCUUGCGCUGCAAAACCUGAGACAGUGGACAAAGUGUGUGAAGUCGUGAAAAAGCAACUCUCACUUAAAGCGAGUGACGAAGUUACGGCUGCCACCAAAUUUUCUGCACUUGGUGCUGAUUCUCUUGAUACGGUUGAGAUUGUGAUGGGCCUGGAGGAAGCGUUUGAUAUUGAAAUGGAGGAGGACAAAGCACAGGCGAUUGAGACAGUUGAGCAAGCUGCUGAGCUCAUUGAGGAAAUUUUGAAGGCAAAGGCUUAAGUUUUAUUUCAGAACCAAUGGAAACACUGAACCCAAUCCCCACUAUCUUGUUAUUGUUUGGUUUUAGCUAGAGACCACUUAUGUCUGUUGAGAUUUAUGUUUCGUUUGGGCAAAUUAUUUACAAGGCUUGUAUUUGACUUUUUUUUCAUCUUUAACUUUUUUACCUCCAUUCUCCAGAAGUUACCUUUUUAAUAUAUGUUGUUGCAAAAGAAAAUGUAUCUGUUAAAGUUUUAAUCGUA
Messenger RNA from Eruca vesicaria subsp. sativa (arugula), 777 nucleotides. Lineage: Eukaryota; Viridiplantae; Streptophyta; Magnoliopsida; Brassicales; Brassicaceae. The record is from the annotation of a GenBank genome assembly.